Molecule: messenger RNA, 1359 nt
Organism: Penicillium diatomitis
Lineage: Eukaryota; Fungi; Ascomycota; Eurotiomycetes; Eurotiales; Aspergillaceae
Product: glycoside hydrolase family 43 protein
Exons: 1
Coding region: 1-1359 (452 amino acids)
Biological process (GO): carbohydrate metabolic process
Molecular function (GO): carbohydrate binding; hydrolase activity, hydrolyzing O-glycosyl compounds
Source: RefSeq, a predicted model, not a curated record
AUGCUCUCCAAGCAACAGUUUUGGCCGUGGGCCUGCACGUUGCUUUCCUUGAGCACUUUCGGGAACGUGGCCAAAGCAGAUAAUCCGAUCGUGCAGGACAUUUAUACUGCAGACCCGGCUCCAGUCGUCUACAAUGAUCGUAUCUACGUGUUCACGGGCCACGACAACAACGGUGCCACAUUCUACGACAUGACGGACUGGCGUCUCAUCUCAUCCGCUGAUGCCGUGAAUUGGCAGCAUCACGGCUCCCCCAUGAGCCUCACCACUUUCAAGUGGGCCAAUGCGAAUGCAUGGGCAGGCCAAGUGAUCGAGCGCAACGGCAAGUUCUACUACUAUGCUCCCGUCCGACACUCCACAGGCGCCAUGGCAAUCGGCGUGGCUGUGAGCAACAGCAUCACCGGGCCGUACACGGAUGCGUUGGGCAAGCCACUGGUGGAAAAUAACGAAAUCGAUCCCACCGUUUGGAUCGACGACAAUGGACAAGCCUACUUGUAUUGGGGUAAUCCAGGCUUGUACUACGUGAAACUAAACGCGGAUAUGAUUUCCUACAGCGGUGGAGUCAACCAGGUCUCCCUGACCACUGCUGGCUUUGGCACGCGGACAGGGAACGCCCAGCGGCCCACGACCUUUGAGGAAGGCCCUUGGCUCUACAAACGCAACGGUCUUUACUACAUGAUCUACGCCGCCGACUGCUGCUCGGAGGACAUCCGUUACUCAACGGGACCUACAGCCACCGGACCCUGGACGUACAGAGGCGUCAUCAUGCCGAGCCAAGGUCGCAGUUUCACCAACCAUCCUGGCAUCAUCGACUUCAAGGGAAACUCGUACUUUUUCUAUCACAAUGGCGCCCUCCCCGGCGGUGGUGGCUACGCUAGAUCCGUCGCCGUGGAAAGCUUCACCUAUCGUAGUGAUGGCACAAUUCCUCAAAUCGACAUGACCACCAACGGGCCAGCCCAAAUCGGAACUCUCAACCCCUAUGUCCGACAAGAAGCCGAGACUAUCGCCUGGUCCUCGGGUAUCCAAAUUGAGACCUGCAGCGAGGGCGGAUACAGCGUCGGCUACAUCAAGAGUGGCUCCUACAUCAAGGUCAAGGGUGUCAACUUCGGCAAUGGUGCCAAGACCUUCACAGCACGUGUGGCCUCGGCCGGUAAUGGUGGUGACAUCCAGGUACGCUUAGAUAGUCAGAGUGGUUCCAUUGUUGCUACUUGUACCGUGCGCAAUACUGGUGGUUGGCAAUCGUGGGCCAGCGUGAGUUGUCCCGUGAGUAACGCCAACGGGGUCCAUGAUGUCUACUUUGUCUAUUCCAGCAGCGACAAGAACUCGUAUCUGUUCAACGUCAACUGGUGGCAAUUUGCCUAG